Molecule: messenger RNA, 1226 nt
Organism: Ochotona princeps (American pika)
Lineage: Eukaryota; Metazoa; Chordata; Mammalia; Lagomorpha; Ochotonidae
Gene: ALAD
Product: aminolevulinate dehydratase
Exons: 12
Coding region: 135-1127 (330 amino acids)
Biological process (GO): heme biosynthetic process
Cellular component (GO): cytosol
Molecular function (GO): porphobilinogen synthase activity; zinc ion binding
Source: RefSeq, a predicted model, not a curated record
CCGAGCGGCGGCGGCGGCGGCGGGAGCUUCGGCCAGGAUCGCUCCCUGAGGAAGAGCUGAGCAGGCAGCAGGCGCCCCAGGAGCCACCCAUUCCAAGCAGCUGACUGGCCCCAGCCCCUCCUUCCGCCCACACCAUGCAGCCCCAAUCUGUUCUGCACAGUGGCUACUUCCACCCGCUGCUUCGGAGCUGGCAAUCAGCCGCUGCCACCCUCAGUGCCUCCAACCUCAUCUACCCCAUCUUCGUCACGGAUGUUCCCGAGGACAUCCAGCCCAUCGACAGCCUCCCAGGAGUGGCCAGGUAUGGUGUGAACCGGCUGGAGGAGAUGCUGAGGCCCCUGGUGGAGGAAGGCCUGCGCAGCAUCCUGAUCUUCGGUGUCCCCAGCAGAGUGCCCAAGGAUGAGCGGGGCUCUGGCGCUGACUCCGAGGACUCCCCGGCCGUUGAGGCUGUUCGCUUGGUGAGGAAGACCUUCCCCAGCCUGCUGGUGGCCUGUGAUGUCUGCCUGUGCCCUUAUACCUCCCAUGGCCACUGUGGGCUCCUCGGCAAAAACGGAGCGUUCCAGGCAGAAGAGAGCCGCCAACGGCUAGCGGAGGUGGCCCUGGCCUAUGCCAAAGCUGGGUGUCAGGUGGUAGCCCCAUCAGACAUGAUGGAUGGACGCGUGGAAGCCAUCAAAGAAGCCCUCUUGGCAAAUGGAUUUGGCAACAGGGUGUCCGUGAUGAGCUACAGUGCCAAGUUCGCUUCCUGUUUCUAUGGACCUUUCCGGGACGCGGCUCAGUCAAGCCCAGCUUUUGGAGAUCGCCGCUGCUACCAGCUGCCGCCCGGAGCACGAGGCCUGGCCCUGCGAGCCGUGGACAGGGAUGUACGGGAAGGUGCCGAUAUGCUCAUGGUGAAGCCAGGCAUGCCCUACCUGGACGUUGUGCGGGAGGUGAAGGCCAAGCAUCCUGACCUUCCGCUGGCUGUGUACCACGUCUCUGGAGAGUUCGCCAUGCUGUGGCACGGAGCCCAGGCUGGGGCAUUUGACCUCAAGGCUGCUGUCCUGGAAGCCAUGACCGCCUUCCGCAGGGCAGGGGCCGACAUCAUCAUCACCUACUACACGCCCCAGCUGUUGCACUGGCUAAAAGAGGUGUGAUGGAGAAACUGUGCAAGACCUAAGAACUGGAAUUUAAGACAGUUCCCUGGAGCCUUGGAAAAGUGAAAAACCAAAGUAAAUGCUGCUUCCAGAACUCUA